This is a messenger RNA of Lactuca sativa (garden lettuce), 435 nucleotides long. RefSeq lists its product as uncharacterized. The record is from RefSeq and is a predicted model, not a curated record. Lineage: Eukaryota; Viridiplantae; Streptophyta; Magnoliopsida; Asterales; Asteraceae.
AUGAAACAUGUUGCCAUGGAAACAGAAGAUGACACCUUCACACUUCUAACAGAGGCAUACAACAAUAUUGAAUACUGCUUGGAUCAUUUCAAAAGAAGCAAGGAGAAAUUGUUGGAAUUUGUUGAAAAAACACGUACGUUGAAGCAGGCGGCAAUGGAGUUUGGCAGUUCAAACCAAACAUCACCUGAUAACAAUGAAGAAGAAAUUAUUCGGAUGCUUGGAAUACGCAGCAUUCCUGAUGAAAUAAAUAUCCAUCCACCUGCAUCUAUACAUACCAAAGGUAGUGGAACUAAGAAAAGAAUGGUUAGUGCUAUUGAGAAAGUCGUUGCAGCUGCAAAGAAAAAAACCAGAAUGUGCACAGGUUGCAAUCAAUAUGUUAACCAUAAUUGGAGGACUUGCAAAGUAAGACUUGCACGAGAGUCAAAAGCAGCUUAA